CGUUGUUUCUUCGUGAAAUUCCACGCCGUUUCACAAUUUUUGCACUAGAUUUUCAAACCGUCGUGUAAUAAUUCCCAACUCGAAAAUUCUAAAAACUUCCGCCAGCAUUUUUUCUACUUAAUCGAAUCAAAAUCAACAACGCCAACGAGCAGAAGCGAGUGUGAAGUGGGCGAUGCGCUGAUCGUGUCGCGUUUGAAACGUGUUCGAACGUGUUUCUACUCUCCCCGUUAACUCGCCUUCCUCCACGAUGAACCCGGGCUACAAGCUCCGCACCACGCUCACCGGGCACGCGGGCGACGUGCGGGCGUUAUGCACCGCGCAUCCGCGCCAGUCCGACGAGGUGAUCGUGUCGGGUUCGCGGGAUAAGACGGUCCUCGUGUGGUCCGCCGAGGGGAAGUUCGUGAUGAAGACAUGCCUGAAGGGCGCUGAGAAGUAUGUUCCUGUGUCGCCUGGGUCCCCGGGUCCGCCAAGUACCCCAGGGCUCCUGCUCGCGGGGAGCCAUGACACGCACGUCCGCGUGUUUAAUCCGCUGGGGCACAAUCCCGCGCCGGAGUAUACGCUGUCAGGACAUAAAGACGCAGUGGUGAGCGUCGCGGCGAACAGCGACGGGACGGUGGUGACGGGCUCGUGGGACGGCACGGGGAAGGUGUGGCAGGACAGUUUCUGCGUGGCGACACUGGAGGGCCACGAGAUGGCCGUGUGGGCCGUGGAGUUUGUGCAGGGCGGCGAGGGACACGGCGCGGUGACGCUGGCCAGCGGAUCCGCCGAUAAGACCGUGCGGCUGUGGGAUAAAAACGGCAGGGCCCUCCGCACACUCAAAGGUCACACGGACGUGGUGCGCGGCCUGGUGAGUCCGCGGCCCGACCAGCUGUUAUCCUGCGCCAACGACGCCUCCAUCCGGCACUGGCAGGUGUCCAGCGGCGUCUGCCUGCACACGCACUUCGGCCACACCAACUACAUCUACGCCAUCGCGCUGCUGCCCGGCAGCGGCGGCUUCGUCACCGCCAGCGAGGACGCCUCGCUGCGCGUCUGGGACCUGGGCCACGCCGAGUCCUUGCAGACCAUCCGCCUGCCGGCGCGCUCCAUCUGGGCGGUGACGGCGCUCAGCAACGGCGACAUCGUCGCGGGCGGCAGUGAUAGUAAAAUUCGUAUCUUCACGCGCGACGCCCACCGGUACGCCGGCGCCGACGAGGCGAAGCACUACGAGGAGGAAUUGGCGGCGACGGCGUUCGCCUCGAAGGAGGUGCUGGAGGGGAUCAAGAACGAGGAUCUGCCGACGGAGACGGCGCUGCUGGCGCCGGGCGUGAAGGACGGCCAAACGAAGAUCAUCCGGCGCGGCACCAGCGUCGAAGUGUACAACUGGAGCGCCGGCCAGCAGCAGUGGCAGAAAGUGGGCGAUGUCAUCGGGUCGGCUGGGGAUAAGGCCGCCGCCGAGAAGACCAUCCACAACGGACGCGAGUACGAUUACGUGUUCACGGUGGAUUUCGACGAGAGUAAACCGCCGGUGAAACUCCCGUACAAUUUAUCGGAUGAUCCGUGGACGGUGGCGCAGAAAUUCCUGGAUGACAACGAACUGCCGCCGGGGUAUUUGGAGACGGUGGCCAAGUUUAUUUUAAAGAACGCCCCGGGGGCGGAGGCCAGCGUGCAGGCCGUCAGCAGCCAGUAUCAGGAUCCCUUCACCGGCGCCGGCCGCUACAUGCCGGCGGGAGCGCGGGGGAACGGCGCGGAGGCAGCGGUUCCCUCCCGCCCGGCGGCUGGUGGCGGUGGUGGUGGCGGAGUGAAUUUCGAUCCCUUCACCGGCGCAUCCAGCUACUCCACGGCGCUGGGCUCGCGGGGCGCUCAGCCGGCGACCCCGGCAGUUAAUGAUCUGUAUCCGGUGAAGGAGUUUGUUGGAUUUCACGCGGGAAAUGUCGACGGGCUGCUCAAGAAACUGCGGGAGACGUUCGAGAACGAGGGCAUGGAGUGGCCGGAGGACGCGGGCGCCCAGUUGAUGCCGUACAUGCAGAAGGACGUGUCGCCCAUUCGGCCCUCCGCCGACCUGCUCAACUUCCUCGGCAAAACGCUCGACCUUCCCGAAGGUGUGAUGUUCCCCGCCCUGGACCUGCUGCGCCUAGCCAUCCGCCAACCGGCCGUCAGCGAGUACUUUUGCGGCGCGGAACGGUGCGGCUUCUUCCUGGACUUCCUCCUCCCAUUGAUCCGUUCUCCGCGGUCCAGCGCCAACCAGCAGUUAUCCCUGCGCAUCGUCUGCAACCUCUUCGUGGCCGGCGCCACCGGGCUGGCCUUCGUGACGGAUCAGCGGAAGGCGCUGCUCUCCGCCGUGGCGGAAUCGACGUCCGGUGUGGAGAAGAACGUGCAGACGGCGCGCGCCAGCGUUAUCUUGAACUACGCUGUCCUCCUCGGGCGGCAGAAGAACGCCGAGGAGAUGCUGCAGCUGCUGUUCGCCGCGACGGAGCUGGGCAAGGUCCCGGGGUUGGUGGUGGAGGAUGAGGCGCGGUAUCGCUGGAUGGUGGCCGUCGGGACGCUGGUGGGCGGCGGCGGACAGGAAGUCAAGGAUUACGCCAAAGUGCUGGACGUCCUCGGCGUGUGCGAGGCGGUGGCGGGAGCGUCCCCGGAUGAACGGGUGCAGACGGCGCUGCGCCAUCUCCGCCGGGAUCUGCGAUGAACGCGCCCAGGGAAAUGGGAUUGAUUAUCUGUGAGCGUUGAUGUUGCUUUUCUGGUUUUCUCUACACCGGUCGUCGGCAAAUGGUUAUUUUGUUUCCAAACGGCGACAGUCCACUGAUUAUCUACAAUAUUGUAAAAUUGCGGUUAUAACUGGUAAAUGGAAUGACGGGGUUAAAUGGCAUCAAAUAAAAACCUGCGGAGUUCCGGUUUCGUGGCGCAUAAACCGGUGGUCCGGGACUCCGGGUCAGUUCUGAGUUGGCUGUUAUUUGCUGAACGCAGUCACAACAGAAUAAACGUCGGGUAUGUUCUACGCGGCGCUGGUGACCCUGGAGACGUGCAGAUAGGCGGUCUGCACGCGCCACGUAUCGGCGUCGGCGUUGGGCCGCACCCAGCACUCCACCCGCGCCGACGUGUGGAGGUCCACCUGGC
Paramacrobiotus metropolitanus is the source of this 3090-nucleotide messenger RNA. RefSeq names its product phospholipase A-2-activating protein-like. The record is from RefSeq and is a predicted model, not a curated record. Gene Ontology annotation, cellular component: nucleus; cytoplasm. Gene Ontology annotation, biological process: proteasome-mediated ubiquitin-dependent protein catabolic process; ubiquitin recycling. Gene Ontology annotation, molecular function: ubiquitin binding. NCBI's taxonomy places the organism in Eukaryota, Metazoa, Tardigrada, Eutardigrada, Parachela, Macrobiotidae.